This is a messenger RNA of Acanthosepion pharaonis, 831 nucleotides long. Lineage: Eukaryota; Metazoa; Mollusca; Cephalopoda; Sepiida; Sepiidae. The record is from the annotation of a GenBank genome assembly.
AUGUUUAUCGCCGAAUGUGUAAUUUUGUCUUUUUCUUUUCUUUCCGUCGAUUAUUUUGUUUUUGUCUUUGCAUUGCCUUCAUCAUUGCGUUUUCGUAGACAAGAGUUUGCGAAUGUUUUUUUUUUUCCCCCAAUUUUCUUUCUUUCUCAGAUCGCUCUUUCUACCGUUUUACUUUUUUAUUUUAACCAUUUCAUUCACUUUUGGAUUGAUUCUAUCCUUUUUCUCGUUCCUUCUUUCUUUCUUUCUUUCAAUUUUCGCUUUUAUACUAUCUUUUCCAUUUUUGCAUUCUUUCUUUCUUUCUUUCUUUCUUUAACUGAGUGUUUUGCUCUUUUAAUUUUGUUUAUCAUUCAUUCAUUCUUCCAUUUAUCGUUUUCAGUCUUUCUUUUUCUCUUGUAUAACUUUCUUUUUGUCUUUUUUACAACUAUUUUCUUCUUUCCAUUUUCUUUCUUGCUUUCUUUCUCCACUUAUCAUUUUUACUCUUUCUUUUUUCUUGUCUCAGUUUUUUCAUCUUGUUUACGACUAUUUUCUUUUUUCUUUCUUUCUUUCUUUCACUUGUCGUUUUUACUCUUUCUUUUUUGCCUACACUUUCUUUUUAUCUUGUUUACAUUUUGUUGUUUUUUUCUGUCUGUAUUUCUUUCAUUCAAACUUUCUUUCUUUCUGUUUUUCUUUCUUCAUUUAUCGUUUUUUUUCUGUUUCUUUUUCUUGUUCUGUUCAUAUCUAUCUAUCUAUCUAUCUAUUUAUCUAUCUAUCUAUCUAUCCCAGUCUGUUCAUAUCUAUCUAUCUAUCUAUCUAUCUAUCUAUCUAUCUAUCUAUCUAUCUAUCUAUCUAUGA